Morus notabilis is the source of this 1527-nucleotide messenger RNA. RefSeq lists its product as uncharacterized. The coding region runs from base 1 to 1527 and encodes 508 amino acids. The record is from RefSeq and is a predicted model, not a curated record. NCBI's taxonomy places the organism in Eukaryota, Viridiplantae, Streptophyta, Magnoliopsida, Rosales, Moraceae. The transcript is spliced from 9 exons. Gene Ontology annotation, molecular function: ATP binding; kinase activity.
AUGCAGAGGGAUAAUGGAAGCAAACAAACCUUCACGCAGAUCUACGUAGUCUCUUCGAUCGGAUUAAUCAUCGCGGCGGUAAUGCAUUAUCGCCUCCGAAAGCUCAAGGAUCAGAAGAUGAUUCCCCGGAAAAAAGCGUCAGAGAAUGGCCGUGCUGAAAAGCUGGAGAGAUUCUCCCAUUAUGUAGCUAGGCAGAUGGGAUUUAAGGAUAGAAGAGAAUGUCCACAUCUGUGCAAGUUAGCUUCAGAAUACGUCAGGAAAUCAGGAGGAUUUGAGGAUGAUAUAUAUACUUUCUUUGCUAAUGAGCCAGAUGCGGAUUCUCUUUUUGUGAAGCUUGUUGAGGAGUUUGAGAGAUGCAUUCUUAGUUACUUUGCCUUUCAUUGGAGCCAAGCUGAUCUUAUGAUUAGCCAGGUAUUGAGUCAUGAUGCAGAGCCUAAAAAGAAGCUAAAGGACAUUGUAAUGCGAGCGACCAGGCAGCAGAGAUUUGAGAGGGUGACAAAGAAUCUUAAGGUGGCUAGAGUUUUCACUACCUUAGUGGAGGAGUUGAAAGCUAUGGGGUUGGCAUCCAAUGAUGACUCGCGAUGUACAGAAGUGAUGGCUCCGGUAGCCCAUGCCGAAAGAAGUCCUGUCCUCCUCCUCAUGGGCGGCGGGAUGGGAGCAGGGAAGAGCAGUGUGUUGAAGGACAUUCUCAAAGAGCCAUUCUGGGCAGGAGCUGCAGGGAAUGCAGUGAUCAUAGAGGCAGAUGCCUUCAAGGAAUCAGAUGUAAUCUACAAAGCCCUUAGCUCCAGAGGGCAUCACGAUAUGCUUCAAACUGCUGAGCUGGUACAUCAGUCAUCUACAGAUGCAGCAUCAUCCCUUUUGGUGACGGCACUCAAUGAAGGGAGGGAUGUGAUCAUGGAUGGCACACUCUCCUGGGUCCCAUUUGUUGUGCAGACAGUAACAAUGGCUAGAAACGUCCACCGCCGGCGUUACCGGAUGGGAGCUGGUUACAAGGUGGAUGAAGAUGGAACUGUCAAGGAGAACUAUUGGGAAAGAAUUGAAGAUGAAGAGCCAGAGAAAGUGGGGGGCAAGAGGAGGAAACCGUAUAGGAUAGAGCUUGUUGGGGUUGUGUGUGACGCUUACCUAGCUGUUAUUAGAGGCAUAAGGAGAGCCAUCAUAUGCAGAAGGGCUGUUAGAGUAAACUCACAAUUGAAAUCACACAAGAGGUUCGCAAAUGCAUUCCAAACAUACUGCCAACUGGUUGAUAAUGCAAGAUUAUACUGCACCAAUGCUUUGGAGGGCCCACCUACGUUGAUAGGAUGGAAAGACAGAGACAAGACACUGCUGGUUGAUCCAGACGAGAUUGAUUGUUUAAAGAGGGUAGGAAGGUUGAAUGACGAAGCCAAAUCCAUAUACGAACUCUACAAGCACCCCAACCCGGCUUGUGAGGCAGGUUCAGUUUGGAAAGAUAUUGUACUCUCACCUUCAAGGUUAAACAUUCAACAGGAGCUCAAGUAUGCCAUCCAGAAAGUUGAAAGAUCCAAGUGA